Messenger RNA from Armigeres subalbatus, 2352 nucleotides. RefSeq lists its product as uncharacterized. Bases 1 to 2352 code for a protein of 783 amino acids. Lineage: Eukaryota; Metazoa; Arthropoda; Insecta; Diptera; Culicidae. The transcript has 2 exons. The record is from RefSeq and is a predicted model, not a curated record. Gene Ontology annotation, molecular function: nucleic acid binding.
AUGCUCGAACACUUGCUUUGCAUUCGCCUUGACGAUGGGACCCUCAAGGCAUGGGAAGAUUUCGCUACCACCGUCGAUGAACCAAAUUACGCUCGCCUCGUCGAUUUUCUACAACGUAGAGUUCUUGAGUCGAUGUCCGUCAACCACCAGUCGCACAAUUCGCCAAUGCCAGCACUAGAAGGUCUAGAUCUGUCCGAAAUUGAAUCUAAAGCGUUCCUGAAUCUCGAUACAGAAAAAGCAAUCAAAACUCUAGGCGUUAGAUGGGAACCCAAACCAGAUAAAUUAAGCUUUGAAAUCGCUUCCAUCGAUCCUACUAGCGCUCCAACAAAAAGGACGAUUCUAUCUGGUGUAUCCAAGCAUUUCGACCCGCUUGGUAUUACUUCUCCAGUCGUCAUUCGUGCGAAAAUACUCCUACAAGAGCUGUGGCUGCAACCGUGUGGGUGGGAUGACGAAAUUCCUGAUCCUGUCAACGAGAAGUGGACAUCCUACUGUUCCGAUCUGGCAAAGCUAUCCUCCUAUGCAGUUGACCGAUAUGUUUUUCUUCCAAACUCUACCUACGAGCUUCACACGUUCGCUGAUGCGUCUGAGCAAGCAUACGGCGCUUGCACCUUUGCCAGGUCGAUUUCCUCUAAAGGCCAGAUCCGUGUUCAUCUGAUAGCUGCAAAUUCCAGAGUCGCUCCCCUCAAACGUCUAUCGAUACCAAGGUUGGAAUUAUCAGCUGCCGUACUCGCCGCCAGAUUGCACGCAAAAAUCCUCGAAGCUCUCGAUAUGGCCAUAUCUGCAUCCUACUUUUGGUCCGAUUCAUCAGUUACCCUCGAGUGGUUACGUUCUUCCCCGCAUGUUUGGAAAACCUUCAUCGCCAACCGAGUAUCUGAGAUCCAAACCACCACCCACGGAUCGCAGUGGAACCACGUCGCAGGAACCCAUAAUCCAGCUGACCUGAUAACGAGAGGAAUGAAAGUAGAUGAAUUUCUGAGCAGUGAUCUUUGGCAACACGGCCCAUUCUGGCUUAGUCUGCAUAGGGAAAACUGGCCAACAACAACCAAUGCGAACAACCAUUCCGAUGAAGUUUUGGAGCGACGCGUCAUGGUGGCGGCCGUUCAAAAUCGGCCAACCGUGAAUGACAUUUUCUUGCGAACCACAUCCUACCAACGACUGCUCCGUAUAACGGCCUACUGCCUACGGUUUAUCAAUGCCUGCCGUCAACGAGAAUCAUCCGAUCGACCAGAAGGAAGCACCGUACUCACCGUGGAGGAAUUGUCCAUGUCUCGCAAGAAGCUGGUGAAAUUGGCCCAAACCGAUUCGUUUGGUGAAGAGAUUAGGGAAUUGGGUAGAGGGAAAACAGUUUCGAAACGGUCGAAUUUGCGCCUAUUGAGUCCAUUUCUUGAUUCAGAUGGAAUCAUUCGAGUCGGGGGUAGACUAAAUCUAUCUGAGCAGCCUUACCACACGAAGCAUCCAAUCCUACUUCCCAGUUCCCAUCCUUUCACACGUUCUGUUGCUAUCGAUUACCACAACAAACUGUUGCACGGUGGCGGCCGUGUAACAUUAGCAGAAAUGCGGCAAGUAUACUGGCCGAUUCAGGGGCGAAGGUUGAUGAACAGCAUCAUGCGUAAUUGUUUUCGAUGCAUUAGAGCAUCUCCAACACCAGCAACACAACAAACAGGACAACUACCGCAGCGAAGAAUAACACCAAGCAAGCCUUUCACCGUCACCGGCGUUGAUUACGCUGGCCCAGUGUACCUUGAGAGACAAUCAGGAGAAAUUGCUACCAUUUGCGCGACCGUCGGAAUCAAAUGGCACAUGAUACCACCGAAAGCACCACACUUCGGCGGCCUAUGGGAGGCGGCUGUUAAAACGGCAAAGAAGCACCUGCGCAAACAACUCGGCAACAUCGCACUAUCCUUCGAGGACAUGAGCACUAUUCUGGCGCAGAUUGAGGCCUGCAUGAACUCGAGGCCUCUUACACCGAUGACUGAAAUUCCGGACGAUUUGGCGAUUCUAACACCCUCGCAUUUUCUUAUCGGAUCUUCCCUUUUCGCUUUGCCAGAAACUGACGUCACAACGAUUCCGCUAAAUCGUCUUGACCACUACCAGAAGCUUCAGGAACGAGUCCAAAAGUUCUGGUAUCUUUGGUGCACUGACUAUCUCCAUGAAUUGCAGAAAGAAGCAAAACAAUCAACUCCAAUUACCGCCUACCAGCCUGGGAGAAUGGUAAUAUUGGUAGAUGAGUCUCUACCACCUGUAAGAUGGCCGCUAGCAAGAAUAACUGCAACACACCCUGGAAGCGACGGAUUAAUCCGCGUCGUGACACUCCGGACCAGCAAAGGAAUCAUUCGAAGACCUACCACCUGA